This is a messenger RNA of Sceloporus undulatus (fence lizard), 692 nucleotides long. RefSeq names its product histone H2B 5. The record is from RefSeq and is a predicted model, not a curated record. The transcript has a single exon. Gene Ontology annotation, cellular component: nucleosome. NCBI's taxonomy places the organism in Eukaryota, Metazoa, Chordata, Lepidosauria, Squamata, Phrynosomatidae. Gene Ontology annotation, molecular function: protein heterodimerization activity; structural constituent of chromatin; DNA binding. Bases 85 to 465 code for a protein of 126 amino acids.
GGCAGCUUGCGUUAGAUUCGGUUGUGUGCCUUGCCCUGUCAGUCUGCGAAAGAGAAGGAGAAGCGUCAUUUUGUUCAUUGCGAAAUGCCUGAGCCAGCCAAGUCAGCCCCGGCGCCCAAAAAGGGCUCCAAGAAGGCGGUGACCAAGACCCAGAAGAAAGGGGACAAGAAGCGGCGCAAGAGCCGCAAGGAGAGCUACUCCAUCUACGUCUACAAGGUGCUGAAGCAGGUCCACCCGGACACCGGCAUCUCCUCCAAGGCCAUGAGCAUCAUGAACUCCUUCGUCAACGACAUCUUCGAGCGCAUCGCCGGGGAGGCCUCUCGCUUGGCCCACUACAACAAGCGCUCCACCAUCACCUCCCGGGAGAUCCAGACCGCCGUCCGGCUCCUGCUGCCCGGGGAGCUGGCCAAGCACGCCGUCUCCGAGGGCACCAAGGCCGUCACCAAGUACACCAGCUCCAAGUAAGCGCCCGUCGGCCGAGGCUGGUGCUGCUGCUGCUGCUCCGGAGAGGGACCAAGCACCCAAGAACCCAAAGGCUCUUUUCAGAGCCACCCACUUCCUCUGGGAAAGAGCUGGAGUCGCAAAGGGACUUGGUUCAUGACCCCCCCCCCCCCGAUCCCUGGCCAAGAGUAUCCCCCUUUGACUCAAGAAAUGUACCCAAAUAAAUGCAUGAUCAGUGUCUUUCCUCCAAA